Messenger RNA from Diuraphis noxia (Russian wheat aphid), 2599 nucleotides. RefSeq names its product polypeptide N-acetylgalactosaminyltransferase 5 (gene Pgant5). The record is from RefSeq and is a predicted model, not a curated record. Gene Ontology annotation, cellular component: Golgi apparatus. Gene Ontology annotation, biological process: protein O-linked glycosylation. Gene Ontology annotation, molecular function: polypeptide N-acetylgalactosaminyltransferase activity. NCBI's taxonomy places the organism in Eukaryota, Metazoa, Arthropoda, Insecta, Hemiptera, Aphididae.
UUUGGUGAUGUGUUCCUGUCCGCGUUUACUAUAUAUUACACUAAUAGUUAUUACCAUAAAAUAAUAAUAAAUUCACUCAUUCCUGUAAAGUGAACUGUGAAACGAAUCACGUCGGCRGUGAUCGUUCGAAACGGAUUUUAUCCAUCGAUACCAUUCUGAACCAGUGGCAACUGCUACUUACUACUUAGUACUUACAUAUUGCUUUAGAUUUAGACGUCCGUUACGCGUAUACGCUUAUACAUGACAUUGGCGAUACUCUGCCGUUGCGUUCAACCGUCACCUCCGGACACUGGCCAGGACGAUAAAUAGCUGUUAUGAUAGUGUUGUUCGUGCGCAGGUAGACCAGGAAACUUUUUGCUCUCUUUCUCUCUUCAACAACUCGUACCGCCAUCAUGUUUCGCAGUAAGUUCCGUCUGCAUACUUGCAAGAUAAUCAUUGCCACGUCGCUGUUAUGGAUCUUCAUUGACAUCAUGAUACUCAUGUAUUACACCGAUUGCGUUGGUCCCAACUGCAAGGCGAAGAACAGCUUUGUUGCAAAUUCCGAUAGCGGUGUCAAUGAUCAGUUUGACGCCGCCUCCGCAGCACCGCGUAUGGGAUGGGGAUCUGUGCAGGAAAAUAUGCUUAACCGUUUCAAGCAUGGUGAUGACCGCAGCGAUGAUUCCACUUAUCCUAGUCACUUGUUGAUGCGCUGGAAGCCAAUGCCUCCUGUACGUGAAAAGCGUGGUAAACACGGCGAAGGAGGACGUGGUGUCACUAUGAAACCUGAACAAGAAGCCAUUAUGAAACAAAAAUUCAAAGAGAACCAGUUUAACAUAAUAGCCAGCGAUAUGAUCUCACUGAAUCGAUCUUUACAGGACAUAAGACAAGGAGAAUGUAAAAGCAAACAAUAUCCUACGUUGAUGCCUACCACUUCAAUAGUAAUUGUCUUCCAUAAUGAAGCGUGGUCCACUCUUUUGAGAACUGUGUGGAGUGUCAUCAACCGAUCACCUCGAUCCCUAUUGAAAGAGAUUUUGUUGGUCGAUGAUGCUAGUGAAAGAGAUUUUUUGGGGAAAAAAUUGGAAGAUUAUGUUGCCACUCUUCCUGUAGAAACUAAAGUGCUAAGAACAGAAAAACGUUCUGGUCUUAUAAGAGCUCGAUUACUUGGGGCUAAACAUGUUACAGGCCAAGUGAUAACAUUUUUGGAUGCGCAUUGUGAAUGUGCUGAUGGUUGGCUUGAACCACUUUUAGCUAGAAUUGUACUUAAUCGGAAAACUGUUGUGUGUCCAGUUAUUGAUGUUAUAUCAGAUGACACAUUUGAAUACGUCACCGCCUCUGAUAUGACAUGGGGCGGAUUCAAUUGGAAGCUGAAUUUUAGGUGGUACAGAGUUCCUCAAAGAGAAAUGACUCGACGAAACCAAGAUCGUACAGCGCCAUUAAGAACUCCCACAAUGGCUGGUGGACUAUUUUCUAUAGACAAAGAUUAUUUUUAUGAAUUAGGUUCAUAUGAUGAAGGAAUGGAUAUAUGGGGUGGUGAGAAUCUUGAAAUGUCAUUCAGAAUUUGGAUGUGUGGCGGCACAUUGGAAAUAUCGCCAUGUUCACAUGUUGGUCAUGUUUUUCGCAAAUCCACACCUUACACUUUUCCUGGUGGCACAUCACAUAUAGUCAACCACAACAAUGCCCGCCUUGCCGAGGUCUGGAUGGAUGAGUGGAAACAUUUUUACUACGCCAUAAACCCAGGUGCAUCUAAUGUUGAAGUUGGAGAUGUUUCUGAACGUUUAGCUUUGAGAGAAAAGUUAAAAUGCAAGUCUUUCCGUUGGUACUUGGAAAACAUUUACCCUGAGUCUCAAAUGCCACUUGAUUAYUAUUAUCUUGGAGAAAUAAAAAACGUAGACUCUCAACAUUGCCUUGACACCAUGUCACGAAAAAGUGGUGAAAAAGUUGGCAUGAGUUAUUGUCAUGGUCUUGGUGGCAAUCAAGUUUUUGCAUAUACUAAACGGUCACAAAUUAUGUCCGAUGAUAAUUGUUUAGAUGCUUCCAAUAUUGUUGGACCAGUUAGUUUAAUUAGAUGCCAUGGUCUGGAGGGUAAUCAAGCAUGGGUUUAUGAUUCAAAGGAAAUGACAAUAAAACAUAAAACUACAGAUCAAUGUCUAGAACAUUCAAUGUCUGCUGAUCAGUAUGCUGCCAUAUUAAAUGAAUGUGAUGGUUCACGUAGCCAACAAUGGACAAUGAAGAGUAACUUUCACUGGCAAGCUAGCUCAAGAUAACGUAAUCUAAUUUUUACUUUUUAUUUUAAUCAAGUGUUAUUCGUUUAUGCAUACAUAUAUACAUUUUGGGGAUCAAAAUAUUUACUUUUAAGUUCUUAUGAACAAAAAAAUCUUCUUAUAUAAUAAAAUAAAAAUCUUUUAUACUUUUGAACAAAUUAGAUAUAACUUAUGAAGUCCAUGACAGUUUAAAAACACUUAUAAUAGAAUUAUAAAAAUCUACUUGGUGACUAUUUAUCCCUGCCCACAAUAUUAUUAUCUUAAUGAAACCACUUAUAUUUUUAACAAGAUAAAAAGAUUCAGUGAAAACACUUGUGAUAUUUAUAUAUUAUGUUAUUAGUUAUAAUUAUUAUUAUAUU